Messenger RNA from Fusarium graminearum PH-1, 429 nucleotides. RefSeq lists its product as uncharacterized. Bases 1 to 429 code for a protein of 142 amino acids. The record is from RefSeq and is a predicted model, not a curated record. The transcript is spliced from 2 exons. Lineage: Eukaryota; Fungi; Ascomycota; Sordariomycetes; Hypocreales; Nectriaceae.
AUGGUAUUGCCAAAUACACCUCCCGAGGGUUACCAAACACCGCGCUUCCCAUCUCUAAACGUCCAAACUUUAUACGACCAAACCACAGACAAACGAUACACCCUUUAUUAUAUCCUCGAUGUUUGGCGAUUUACCCUACUAUGGACUCUCAUCAUAUACGCGUUGUUCCAUUUGGGGGCGGUCCUAACUGCCAUGUUCACCCACGGCUGGAAGAAAUCAUCAUGGCGGUACCUAUGGGCAGUACCUGUGAUAUAUCUCGUUGUAGCUGGGCUUGAGGCAGUUAUGGCUGGGAGUAUCGUUGGCUUAGUACUGGGCGCCGUCUACUCCGCAGGAUACUACGAGAUGAACACUUGGAUUCCAUGUACCUGGGGCUUUAUCAACGUACUGGUCCUCAUCAUUUCUUCUUUCUCGAUACAGGGCGGACUUUAG